ACAACAUCCAACAUGGCCGCGUCGGUACGCGACAAGCAGACGGUGGCUCUGAAGCGGAUGUUGAACUUCAACUCACCCCCUGUGAAGAACGCCGCAUCCGAACCAGUAUGGAAGGUGCUGAUAUACGACCGUUUUGGUCAGGACAUCAUCUCGCCGCUGCUGUCCGUCAAAGAGCUCAGAGACAUGGGCAUCACGCUCCACCUGUUACUUCACUCCGACAGAGAUCCCAUUCCCGACGUGCCGGCCAUCUACUUCGUCAUGCCUUCGGAGGAGAACAUUGACAGGAUUUGUCAGGACCUGAGAAACCAACUGUACGAAUCAUACUACCUGAACUUCAUCUCGGCCAUCAGUCGAAGCAAACUGGAGGACAUCGCCAGCGCUGCGCUGGCGGCUAAUGCUGUCAGCCAAAUCACCAAGGUGUACGACCAGUACCUGAAUUUCAUCACAUUGGAGGAUGACAUGUUCAUCUUGUGCCAUCAAAACAAGGAGGCUAUCUCAUAUCACGCCAUCAACAGAGGAGACAUGCAAGACACUGACAUGGAGGCCAUCAUGGACACCAUCGUGGACAGUCUCUUUUGCUUUUUCGUCACGCUGGGCGCCGUGCCCAUCAUCCGUUGUCCCCGUGGCAACGCGGCUGAGAUGGUUGCCGUGAAGCUGGACAAGAAACUACGUGAAAAUCUGCGCGACGCCAGGAAUAGCCUCUUCACGGGUGACAACAUGGCCGCUGGGCAGUUUAGCUUUCAGAGGCCGCUGUUCGUGCUAGCUGACCGCAACGUGGACAUGGCCACGCCCUUGCACCACACUUGGACAUAUCAGGCACUGAUUCACGACGUGAUGGAAUUCCAUCUUAAUCGUGUGAUGCUGGAAGAAGGCGCAGGGUCUGAAGCGUCCCCCGCUGGAGCGCGACCAAAAAAGAAGAGCAGAAGGACAUACGACCUUACUGCCGCCGACAAAUUCUGGCAGAGACACAAGGGAAGUCCCUUCCCGGAGGUGGCGGAGUCUGUUCAGGAGGAGCUGGACACGUACCGGGCGCAGGAGGAUGAGGUCAAACGACUCAAAAGCAUUAUGGGCCUGGAGGGCGAGGAUGAGGGCGCCAUCAGCAUGCUUUCGGACAACACUGCCAAGCUCACCUCUGCUGUCAGUUCUCUACCUGAGUUGUUGGAGAAGAAACGUCUGAUUGACCUACACACCAACGUGGCCACGGCUGUGCUGGACCAUAUUAAGAGUCGAAAACUGGAUGUUUAUUUUGAGUAUGAAGAAAAACUGAUGAGCAAGUCGACUUUGGAUAAAUCUCUGCUGGACAUUAUCAGCGACCCGGACGCGGGAACGCCAGAAGACAAGAUGCGACUCUUUCUCAUUUUCUACAUCACAGCUCAGCAGCCGCCUUCUGAGUCGGACUUGGAGCAGUAUAAAACGGCUCUGCUGGAUGCCGGCUGCGACCUAUUGCCUCUCAGCUACAUCAAACAGUGGAAGGCCUUUACCAAGAUGGCCGCCACUCCUGCCAACUACGGCAACAGUGGAGUGAAACCCAUGGGGCUGUUUUCCCGAGUGAUGAAUAGCGGCUCUCAGUUGGUGAUGGAGGGAGUCAAGAACUUGGUGCUCAAACAGCACAACCUUCCAGUCACGCGAAUCCUCGACAACCUGAUGGAGAUGAAGUCACACGCUGAUACAGAUGACUACCGCUACUUGGACCCGAAAAUGUUGCGCGGCAGCGAAAGUUCCAUUCCAAGGAAUAAGAACCCAUUUCAGGAGGCGAUUGUGUUCGUGGUGGGAGGAGGAAAUUACAUCGAAUACCAGAACCUGGUGGACUACACCAAAUCAAAAGUAGGAAAGAAGGUCAUUUACGGCUGCAGCGAACUCUUCAACGCGUCACAGUUCAUCAAACAACUCUCCCAGUUGGGACAGAAGUGA
Molecule: messenger RNA, 1911 nt
Organism: Nerophis lumbriciformis (worm pipefish)
Lineage: Eukaryota; Metazoa; Chordata; Actinopteri; Syngnathiformes; Syngnathidae
Source: RefSeq, a predicted model, not a curated record